AUGGCCGACGACCAGCGUGAGACCAAAACCUCCUCUUCACCCUUCGCCAAUACUGACAGGAAAGAGCGAGAGUCGACCAGAGACGACAGCCGCAGACACAGCAGGUCGCCUCGUAGAGACAGAGACAGGCGUGAAGAUCGGCCCCGGCGCAAAGACGGGGGAUUCAAAUGGAAGGAGAAGCGCCAAGAUGAGGACGACUCCCGACGAGACCGUGACUCAGGACUCCAACGAGGCUACAGAGACCAUUAUCGACCUCGAGCCCGAUCUCGAUCGCGAUCACGAUCACCGCCCCCACGACCUCGUUCACCACGAAGACGCGAUAGUGAGCGGGGGACGAAAAGUGACGGUGUAGAGCCGAAACGACCGGAGGAGAGGAAGGACAAGAAAGACAAGAAGGAGAAGAGGCCUGCGCCCGCGCCCGCGGUGCCGACAGAACCCAUGAUCAUCGUUUACAUCAACGAUAGGUUGGGCACGAAGAAGGCGAUUCCAUGCUAUGCCACGGAUCCAAUCAAGGACUUCAAGGUGAUUGUCGCCUCAAUGAUUGGCCGGAAGCCGCAUGAGAUCCUCCUCAAGCGACAAGGCGAAAGGCCGUUCAAGGACCAACUCACACUACAAGACUACGGCGUCAGCAACAAUGUCCAACUAGACCUCGAGGUGGACACGGGAGAUUGA
Molecule: messenger RNA, 672 nt
Organism: Capronia epimyces CBS 606.96
Lineage: Eukaryota; Fungi; Ascomycota; Eurotiomycetes; Chaetothyriales; Herpotrichiellaceae
Exons: 2
Coding region: 1-672 (223 amino acids)
Biological process (GO): mRNA splicing, via spliceosome; protein modification process
Cellular component (GO): nucleus; cytoplasm
Molecular function (GO): protein tag activity
Source: RefSeq, a predicted model, not a curated record